CUUGUGCCCGCCCCGGGAGGCGGAGCGGGGCGGCACUGCCGUGCCCCCGGCGGCGGACAUGGUGCUGCUGAGCGCGCCGCGCUGGCUCCGCAGCCGCCUGAGCGACCGCUUCUGGAGGGUGCAGGAGGUGCUCAAGUAUGCGCGGCAUUUUCGUGGAAGGAAGAACCGCUGCUAUAAGUUGGCUGUACGAAGUGUUCGGAGAGCUUUUGUGAAGUCUACAAAGGCCAGAAGAGAGAAGAAGAGGUUCCUGAGAGCGCUCUGGAUCACUAGGAUUGGAGCAGCUUCUCUUGAACAUGGUUUGAAAUACCCAGCUUUCAUAAGCAAUCUGCUUAAGUCCCAGGUGGAGCUGAAUAAGAAAAUGCUUGCUGAUUUGGCUAUCUAUGAGCCAAAGACAUUCAAGUCCCUAGCUGCCUUAGCCCAGAGGAGGCGACAAGAAGGCUUCCUUGCUGCCCUCGGAGAUGGAAAGGAACCAGAGGGGAUAUUUUCACGUAUCGUACACCAUUAUUGACACCAAGAGUCUGCAGAUAUGUGUAAUAAACAGGAACUUGUCUGACAGGGUAAACUUGCUCACUGUCUGCAGCUAAGGUCAGAGCUGUGGAACAAAAUCCUCCAAAGAUGAUGCUUACAGCAGGGAAGAAGGGUUGGGUCAGGGUGUGAAGUUUGUGCGUGGAUGACUUUUUUUUUCCAAAAUUUUGUUAGAAGUGAAAUGUGUUAAAAUAUAUCGUUACAAGUGAAACGCAUUGAGUUAAAAAUCGCAGCUCAACCUUAGCAGCGGUGAGGCGAGCCUGUUGCAGUUCCAAUGUUAAAAUAUGUAUAGCGCGCACAUACUUUCUGUUCCGUGAAGAGCUUAAUAAAGGUGUUUUGUGUG
Cygnus atratus (black swan) is the source of this 868-nucleotide messenger RNA. It is a transcript of the gene MRPL20, whose product is annotated as mitochondrial ribosomal protein L20. Gene Ontology annotation, biological process: ribosomal large subunit assembly; translation. The record is from RefSeq and is a predicted model, not a curated record. Lineage: Eukaryota; Metazoa; Chordata; Aves; Anseriformes; Anatidae. Gene Ontology annotation, molecular function: structural constituent of ribosome; rRNA binding. Gene Ontology annotation, cellular component: ribosome. The coding region runs from base 59 to 508 and encodes 149 amino acids. The transcript has 4 exons.